ACAAAGCGAAACUUUUUUUUUAGUUAUAAUUGUUUUAGAUAAAUUAAAAAUGUCUAAAAAGAUAAAAAAGAGAUUGCUAGAAUCUGAAUUUAACGAAAACUGUUUAUUAUUAAAGUUGCUAUCAGAUCAUAUGAUAUUGUUUGUUUUUCAACAUUUGGAUUCAUUUUCUUUGUCUAAUGCUGCUCGUGUAUGUCGUCGUUGGUACCAUUUAACCCAAGACAAGACACUUACAAAACAUUUUGAUUCACGUAUGAAACCACUUAGUUUAAAACAAUUAUGGAAUGUACUUCGUAAAAAACUCACUAUAUCAACUUCAUCUGUUCAUUUAUGUGGUGCUAAGUCACCAAAUAAAAUCGAAAUGUUAUCACUUGCAUUUUUAAAGGAUCUUCAAAUACAAUGUCCUUAUAUAACUGCACUUAGUUUAGAACUGUUUGAUUUUCACUCUAUAAAUAUAGAAGCACUUCCAAUAAAUUUACAUAGCUUGUCCUUAAAAGGAUCAAUUUUGUCAUUAGGUUGGUUUGAUCCAUUAAAAUCUGGUCGCUGUUUUACAAAAUUAAAGUAUUUAAAUUUAACUGAUUGCACAAAGUUGUGCAAUAAUGAUUUAGAGGCUAUUUCUUAUAUUAGUUUACUUGAGAAAUUGUAUUUACAAAAUUGCUAUAGAAUAUCAGCACGCGGUAUUCCAUCAAUCACUAUAAGCAUGAAGUUCUUAAAUACUAUUGAUUUAUCUAAAGUUCCUGCAGUUAAUAAUGUUGUCAUGCAUUAUUUGUCUCAGUUACAACAACUUCUUGAGCUUCGUUUAAGGUUUUGUCAUUUAAUUACUGAUGAUGGUAUCAGGAAGUUAUUUCAUGGAAGUGUUGGGGAAACAUUAAGAAUGUUAGAUAUAUAUAAAUGUCAUGAGCUCACCAAUAAUGCUCUUGAUGUUAUUAUAAAACAAUCAAAAUCAUUAAAACUUCUUGACAUUGGAGGAAAUACCAAGUAUACAGAUAGUAAAGUUAGAGAGGUCUGUAGACUACUUUGUUUUUGUGAUGUUAAAUGGCAAGCGAAUGACAUUGUUUCAGAAUGCUUUUUAAACAACUAUGAUUAUAAUCAAUGUCUUGAUGUUAAACGUCAAAGCAACCUAUAAAAUUUGUGCUGUCUUUUUGAAGUUAAAAAUUUACUUUUAAAUUAACAUUCUUAUGCAUUUACAUAUAAUGAUCAACAAAUUUUAAUAAUUUUUAUAUUUAUAAAUGCUAACAAAAUAAUACUUAUUUGGAAAUUUUUUAAAUCUUUUGUUAUAAAUUUGUAUUUAUUACUAAUUGGAUAAAUAGUUGUAA
This is a messenger RNA of Hydra vulgaris (swiftwater hydra), 1313 nucleotides long. Its product is annotated as F-box/LRR-repeat protein 12. Gene Ontology annotation, cellular component: SCF ubiquitin ligase complex. Gene Ontology annotation, biological process: SCF-dependent proteasomal ubiquitin-dependent protein catabolic process. Gene Ontology annotation, molecular function: protein binding. The record is from RefSeq and is a predicted model, not a curated record. Lineage: Eukaryota; Metazoa; Cnidaria; Hydrozoa; Anthoathecata; Hydridae.